UGGAUACUCGGCGCCAGUCUCUCCGAGUGAAACCGACGAAGUGAAUAACGAGUCAAAUUUAGUGCAAUAUUCUUUUAAAUCAAACCGUUUGGGACAUCUGGUUAGCCUUUCGUCCGGCAAUGAAUCUGGAACUGCUCGAAUCGUUUGGGCAGAACUAUCCAGAGGAGGCAGAUGGCACUCUGGACUGUAUCAGCAUGGCCCUCACCUGCACCUUCAACCGCUGGGGCACCCUGCUGGCUGUGGGCUGCAACGACGGCCGCAUCGUCAUCUGGGACUUCCUCACGCGAGGGAUCGCCAAAAUCAUCAGUGCACACAUCCAUCCAGUCUGUUCUUUAUGCUGGAGUCGAGACGGCCACAAGCUCGUGAGUGCUUCUACAGACAACAUUGUCUCGCAGUGGGACGUCCUUACUGGAGACUGUGACCAGAGGUUUCGUUUCCCGUCACCCAUCCUGAAACUUCAGUGUCACCCCAGAGACAUGGACAAGGUGCUGGUGUGUCCCAUGAAGUCAGCCCCGGUCCUGUUGACUCUCUCAGACUCCAAACACGUUGUCCUGCCCGUGGAUGACGACUCAGACUUGAAUGUGGUGGCGGCCUUCGACAGGCGGGGGGAGUACAUCUACACUGGCAAUGCCAAAGGAAAGAUCCUUGUGUUGAAGACAAACACUCAGGAGCUGGUGGCCUCUUUCAGAGUUACAACUGGCACCAGCAACACCACCGCCAUCAAGUCUAUUGAAUUUGCACGCAAGGGAAGUUGCUUCCUCAUAAACACAGCGGACAGGAUCAUCAGGGUGUACGACGGCAGGGAGAUACUGACCUGCGGCAGAGACGGGGAGCCUGAACCCAUGCAGAAACUACAGGAUCUUGUCAACAGGACUCCGUGGAAGCGCUGCUGUUUCUCCGGGGACGGUGAGUACAUCGUGGCCGGCUCGGCUCGGCAACACGCCCUUUACAUCUGGGAGAAGAGCAUCGGCAACCUGGUGAAGAUCCUGCACGGAACCAGAGGAGAGCUCCUGCUGGAUGUCGCUUGGCAUCCUGUCCGUCCGAUUAUCGCCUCCAUCUCCAGUGGAGUGGUCUCCAUCUGGGCUCAGAACCAAGUGGAAAACUGGAGCGCCUUUGCCCCAGACUUUAAAGAGCUGGAUGAAAAUGUGGAGUACGAGGAGAGAGAGUCUGAAUUCGACAUCGAGGACGAAGACAAAAGUGAACCUGAGCAGACAGGUGCAGACGCCGCGGAGGAUGAAGAGGUGGAUGUCACUACCGUGGAUCCCAUUGUGGCGUUUUGCAGCAGUGAUGAGGAGCUGGAGGACUACAAAGCCCUGCUGUACCUUCCCAUCGCCCCCGAGGUUGAAGAUCCAGAGGAAAACCCCUUCGGCCCCCCACCUGACGCCUCAGCUCAGACUGCUACCCCAGAGGACUCGCUGGCCAGUGGCGACAAGAAGCAGCGACAGCCUUCGUCUGAAGGAGGCCCGGCCAAGAAGAAGGCUCGCACAACCACCGUGGAGCUGCCAGGGGUGCCCAGUGAUGAGGUGCACCCUCUACUGGGUGUCAAGGGCGAUGGAAAGUCCAAGAAGAAGACAGCAGGCCGGCCCAAAGGCUCCAAAGGUAAAGACAAAGACUUCCCCUUCAGGCCCAAGCCCUACAGGGGCGAACGGCCCGCCUUCCCCAUGGAGGCCCUGGGCAGCUCUGGCCCAGGAGGAGGAGGAGGAGGAGUAGGAGGAGGGAUGAAGGGGAGAGCAGAGGGGGGCCUGGCCACAGGGAGUUUGGUCUCACAGUCGUACAAACAGCACGACAUCGGAGGGAUGGACUGAUCGCUGCGGUGUACAGUCGUGAAGAAGCACCAGCAGGCUCAAACAAAGAGACACAAAGCCUGAUGUCAUGUACAGACUGUGUGAGUGGGCGGUCUGUUUGAUGUACAGACUGUUUUUCCUCCUCAAGCCAGAGCACAGCGUCACAAGAAAACCUCCUCGGCCCGGAUCACUGAGAGGAGCGGACAAAGAGAGCGUGAAGCGGCCGGGUUGUCCCUGUAGAGAUCACAUGUCCUCUGUCUCUGUAGAAUUCAAUUUGUAUAGAUACACCUGUGUCCUGAUAGUGUGUGUGUGUGUGUGUGUGUGUGUGUGUGUGUGUGUGUGUGUGUGUGUGUUGUCUUUC
Molecule: messenger RNA, 2145 nt
Organism: Labrus bergylta (ballan wrasse)
Lineage: Eukaryota; Metazoa; Chordata; Actinopteri; Labriformes; Labridae
Gene: rbbp5
Product: retinoblastoma binding protein 5
Cellular component (GO): Set1C/COMPASS complex
Molecular function (GO): protein binding
Source: RefSeq, a predicted model, not a curated record